AUGUCUCCAACAAAAUCCAGGAAUAAAUCCAAAAAACUCGCCGGGAAUUCUGCCAGACCACCGCAAAACAAUGUGGCAACCAACCCGAAGAAAAGCGGCUGCUCCGACCCGACUCCCGGAUUGGAGAUUCUCUCAUCGUCGCCGGAUUCUUCCUCCUCGCCCGACCAUGAAAAUUCGGGCAGCCCAAUCGGGGCACUGCUGCUGGGCUCCGAACCCGAUUCGGUUUCCAACAACGGCAGCUGCUACUCCGGCGAGGAAGACCCAAAAGAAGUAACCAAAACGACCGCGACCCGGCUGCCGGACAACCUCCACGUCACCGUCUCCGGUCUGGACAGCGACCGGCGGGAAAAAAUCCGGCUGAAGAACGAGAAGAAGCACGCCAGACAGAGGGAGCGGCGAGCACAAGAGCUCCACGAACGCUGCUGUGGGUUCCUGAUGUCGAGGAAGCUCGAAUCCCUCUCGCAGCAGAUCGUGGCGAUGGGAUUCUCCAAAGAUCGUGCCACAAUGGCGCUCAUGAUGAACGAUGGGAAGGUAGAGGAGUCCGUGAAUUGGCUUUUCGAAGGCAACGGCGAUGAUAACGGCGAUCAAGGCGAUAAGGACGACGGAGAAAGUAGUAUCCCCGAAAAGAGGAAUUUAGGGUUGAAGAUUGAAAUCAGCGACGAGCUUGCUGAGAUUGCAGCUCUGGAGGUUCGAUUCAAAUGUUCUAAACAAGAAAUUGAAAGGGCAGUUGUGAAUUGUGAAGGGGAUCUCGCGAAAGCAACAGAGGUUCUGGCUUCCCAGAAACCAGAGCAGCCGACUCCUCCUCCUCCGCCGCCGCUGCCACCACAAGCGAAUUUCGAGCUCGGCGUCGAUGUCGCCGCGGUUCCCCGGCAGAGGAUGAUCCAUUAUUCGGACCCUGUCAACAGAAACUUUCAGAAUCAGAGGUGGGGGAAUCAUGGCUAUGGAUACAACAACCCAUCACUAUUUCAAUCACCAAAAUUUCAGCAACAGCAUUCACAGUUCAUGAAUUCCAAUCAAUACCCAGUUCAGAACUCAAACACUUAUUCUUCAACGGCGAGAUGGUAUUCCAGUAAUGUUCCUUUCCAAAACCAUAAUCACCAUCACCUCCACCACCGUCCAUCGUCGUACAAAGAAACCCCAUUUCUGUUCAGCGGCCCAAACCCAAUGGAAGCUUCGGCAGGAACUAGAAUGGGUGGUGGUAGUAGUAGAUCAUCAGAGUAUCAGAGUUUUCCAUCUUCCAGUAAUUUGCCAUCACUAGCAGCUCCAUCUUCGCUUGGACUGUUUGAUAGCUGGGGAUCACCAACUUCACAGGUUGAUUGGAACAGUGGAGGUUUGAUGCCUAAUUUCGAUUAUACGAGCAUAGAUUGGAGUCUGGAUUCAAGAUUGCUGCCUUCCAAGUCAAGGAGAAUGUGGCUGGGGCUCUCCUCGUUGUUGAUUAGCAAUGGUUCUUCGGCCAGCGGGAAUGGAGGUAUGGAAGCACCAUCUUCUGCGCCAGGAUUGCGUGAUUGGACCUCUCCUUUUGCACAGAAGGAUAUGUUCAGCUUGUCUAGACAAUUUGUUACCUCUCCUUCUCUUUAA
Messenger RNA from Linum tenue, 1578 nucleotides. The record is from the annotation of a GenBank genome assembly. Lineage: Eukaryota; Viridiplantae; Streptophyta; Magnoliopsida; Malpighiales; Linaceae.